This is a messenger RNA of Closterium sp. Yama58-4, 240 nucleotides long. Lineage: Eukaryota; Viridiplantae; Streptophyta; Zygnematophyceae; Desmidiales; Closteriaceae. The record is from the annotation of a GenBank genome assembly.
AUGCAUGAUGGAGAAAUUCUUCUCCUUCAUGUCGUUUUACGAACAACAACAACAAACGGUACAUGCGAAGUUCAACAACAACAACAACAACAACAACAACAACAACAACAACAACAACAACAACAACAACAACAACAACAACAACAACAACAACAACAACAACAACAACAACAACAACAACAACAACAACAACAACAACAACAACAACAACAACAACAACAACAACAACAAUGGCGUUAA